Molecule: messenger RNA, 4459 nt
Organism: Gigantopelta aegis
Lineage: Eukaryota; Metazoa; Mollusca; Gastropoda; Neomphalida; Peltospiridae
Product: receptor-type tyrosine-protein phosphatase S-like
Exons: 21
Coding region: 202-2931 (909 amino acids)
Biological process (GO): protein dephosphorylation
Molecular function (GO): protein tyrosine phosphatase activity; protein binding
Source: RefSeq, a predicted model, not a curated record
CAUCAGGAUGAGUUUUACCUUAAAACCUUUGUUACAUGAAAAUAAAGGAUGGAAUGCGCUGAUCUAACUAUAGUGCGAUUGAUAGAUAAAACCAAAAAGGUGGCUGUUAAGAAAAGCUUUACUGUACUUGAAUCUUUCGUUUUGCUAAUACAUAGAGGAUUCAGGUAGUCUCAGGCGUGGAACAAACUAAGUCGACACAGAAUGAAAUUGGCUGUGACAGUUCUCGUUUUCUGGAUGGUUUUGUGCUUGAACAGAAAAUGGUCUGUUGCAUCUAUGACGACAAUCUCGAAGUCAAACACAAUGACAUCAUUAACACCACCAAUAAUAUCGGAAACAGCAGCAGUGAGCAUUCCAGGCUUUGGGGAGACAUGUUCUCCAAGUGUAGGAUGUGCGCCAAACGAAGGGUUGAGGUGUGACGCAGUGGCCACGACGUGCGCUUGUGAUGUGGAUUACUUCGAAGCAGACGAUCACUGCAUAGCACAACCUGGAUCCGUGAGAAAUUUAACAACUGUAAAUUCAACAAGUACUGGAUUUACCGUCACGUGGUUGGCCCCUGAACAUCCGAAUGGAGUGAUACUUGGAUAUAAAAUCAUUGUUAACAAUUCUGCUACAAGAGUGUGGACUUUGAAUUUGACUUGCCAAGACGUGAAUGAUACGGAAGUACGGGGCAACGAUAUUCUGUCUAUUCGUUGUGAAACUAAUGCGGAAUCAUUUAUGAAGCAUACAAUAUGGAAUUUAGUCCCGUUUGAACUCUUCAGUGUCACUGUAGCAGCUUACAACGAGACUGGGCUUGGGAAUUCUUCAACAAUAACGGCUAACACUACUAUUGGAGAACCGAAAGUUCCGACUUCAUUUGCUGCUGAAUUGGUGAAUGGUUCUAAAUUUCAUCUGGAAUGGACACCAGCACUUCCCUAUCCAGGACCAACAAAGUUCUAUAUUGAAAUCUGUCAGGAAACAGAAAGAGGUAGUGGGAUUUUCACUAACUGUUGGAACAUCACAGUACCAGAUGAAGAGACAUCUCACGACGAAACCCUACAACAUGGAUGUAACUACAAGUUUAAGCUGUUUGUCAGCACUGAGGCAGGAAUUGCAGAAACUAACAGUACGGCGGUUAUUAAGACCAAAGACUCCAAAUCUGGACUCGUGAGAAAUUUAACAGUUGUAAAUUCAACAAGUACUGGAUUUACCGUCAGGUGGUUGGCCCCUAUGCAUCCGAAUGGAGUGAUACUUAGAUAUGAAAUCACAGUUAACUACUCUACUACAAGAGUUUUGACUUUGAAUUUGACUUGUCAAAAGGAAGAUGAUUCAGAAGACAACGAGAUUGAGUCUAUACAGUGUGAAACUAAUAUGGAAUCAUAUAUGGACUAUACAAUAUCGAAUUUAGUUCCAUUUAAAAACUUCAGUGUGACCAUUGCAGCAUACAACGAUGUUGGAGUUGGGAAAUCUUCAAUAAUAACGUCUAUGACUGCUGUCGGAAAACCGAAAACUCCAACUUCGUUUGGUGCUGAUGUAAUAGAUGCCUCUACAGUUCGCCUGACAUGGACUCCAGCAUCGCCCUAUCCAGGACCGACAAACUACUCUGUCCUGGUGUGGCAUGAAACACACAAAAACAGUGGCGUCUUCACCAAUGAAAAGAAUACUACAUCAACAGCAACCAUUUGCACUAUCACGAAUCUGCUGCAUGGGUGGAGGUACAAGUUUACAUUGUUUGCGGAAACCGAGGCGGGAAAAUCACCAUUUAGGAACUCAACAGUUGUGACGACUUUAGAAUCCAUUUCAGCUCCUGUUUCCACUCACAAAUCCACAGUUGCUAUUGUCCUUUGCGCAAUUGGUGGGAUUCUAGCCGUUGUAUUCAUCGCUAUUGCAGUGUGGCACUACAAGGCCCGAGACAGGCGACAGUUACUAAAGGAGAAUGAAAGCGAUGAAGAAACUGAGGCAGAGGAUGCAGUUGAUCUCACCCGACCAAUUAAGAUGUCAGACUUCAGCCGAAUACUGAAAGAACUUCAUAAAGACAGUAAUUUACUGUUCAAGAAGCAGUAUUUGGAACUCGAAGAAAAUAGUCCCGAGAUGUCACAUGAGAUGGCUAGUCUACUGUGUAACCGGACGAAGAACAGAUACAUUAACAUUUUAGCGUAUGACCACAGUCUUGUAAAACUGGUGUCAUUAAAUGAGGAUGGCUGUUCCGGUUAUAUCAAUGCCAAUUUUAUUCCCGGUUAUAACUCGCCCAGGGAGUACAUUGCUACACAGGGCCCAAAUAUCUCGACCAUCGACGAUUUCUGGCGGAUGAUUUGGGAAAAAAAGGUUCCAGUUAUUGUCAUGCUCACUGAAAUCAUGGACGAAAUGAUGCCCAAAUGUGCUUUGUAUUGGCCUGAAGACCAGUAUGUUCCAACUGAGUAUGCAAACAUCAUGGUUACUUUGAUGACUAGGAGAAAAUUUCCCACCUACACCCUGAAGACCUUCAAACUGUGUUUGAUGGGAACUGAACGAACUGUGAAGCAUUUCUUCAUACAUGACUGGCAAGACUUUGACGCCAAUCUCAAUAUAUGUGAUGUGGUAAAUUUCAUCUGUGACGUCAGACAAGCGCGUCCAUCAGACAACGAAUCUGGUCCAACGGUUGUACACUGCAGUGCUGGUGUUGGAAGAAGUGGGACGUUCAUUGCGCUGGACUACUUCAUACAGUUUAUAGAGAAGCACAGUUUGGAGGACAAUAUCGACAUAUUCCAGUUUGUACUCAAGAUGAGGAGAAACCGACCUCUCAUGGUGCAGUCGGAGACCCAGUAUAUAUUUAUACACGACACGCUGGAGGUCUUGAUCAAACAAAAGUUAGUCGACGAAGAAGGACAGUGCAACGGGAUGUUUAAUACAGCAUCAUACGACAAGAAGGCAUUUGCUGGAGAGGACGACAACAUUAAUGUACAAAUUCACUUUUAAAAGUGUCUGUAUCAAGCAGCCCAUUUGAGUUGACAAGGACUGGAGAAAAUAGCCACACCCCGUUAGCAGCCACGCCGUACGUUUAAAGACGUGUAUCAAAGAAACGGAAAUAACAAAAUCAUAAUAUAUACAAAAAAACUAAAGAUAAGGGAAUGGAGUGUACGUGUGUCCGUCCAUGCGUGCGUGUGUGCGUGCGUGUGUGCGUGCAUGCGUGUGUAUAUGUGUGUGUGGGCCCAUACGUAAAUUAAUUAUUAAAAUAGCAACAGAUUCAAAAGUGUAAGUAAAACGACGCUCACUGCACUUACUGACCACCUGUCUGGCAUCGAAUUUGUCACCACACACACACAUGCACACACGCAUGCACACACGCAAAUGCGCAUGCAUAUGCGCCAGUAUCACACAACUAUUUCAGCCAAUGAGCGAAUACAGUUCCAUUGAAAAUAGUGAACCUUGUCUUUAUUUUAUUGUGAUGAAAUCACAACUGACUGUUAAGAUUUCCCAGUGUUAAAACGGUGAUCAGACCAAGUCCCUUAAUCAUGGUGUAAAAACUGGAUUGAUUCCUGCAUGUAGCACCGAAUUACCUGUUUACCAUGUUAAACAAGAGUUGCUUCCCUUCUCAGACUCCUCGAAGUAAAGAGUGGUAAUAAUUCAAGCUCCAGGGUCCCGGUCCACAAAGCGAUCUUAGCCUUAAGAUCACCAUAAGUGCAUAGCUACCUUAUGCACUUAUGGUGAUCUUAGUGCUAAGAUCGCUUCGUGGAACGGGACCCAGGUGGCGAAGUUGGUGGUUGUUUUGUUUGUUUCGUUUGUUUGGGGUUUAUUUUUCUUUCUUUUUUUUUUUUUUCUUUUUUUUUUUUUGGGGGGGGGGGGGCGUGGUAUCUUGUACUGAAGAACGUGACGUCCCACGUUGGAAUGAAGGGGUUAUAUUACACCUUACAUUAAUAUUUAAGGGAUAAGUUACAUCCAACAUUGAAAUGAGGAGGAUACGUGACGUCACACGUGAAAAUCAGUGGAUAUGUGACGUCUCACAUUACAAUCAAGGGGUAUGUGAUGUCUCGCAAUUUAAUCAAGGGGGUACGUGACGUCUCGCAUUAAAAUCAAGGGGGUACGUCACAUUAAAACAUUUGGGUAGAAAUAUCUCUGUUAACAAAGUGAAAUGAGUACUAUAUUUAUAUUGCGUUUUAUUUUUGCUUUAAUUUUAGUGAUUUCGAUAAUGUAUCUCCUUAAAUCCGAUCAACUCUAUAUUCAAUAAACAUUCAAGCAUGCUGUCCUGGGCACAUAUGGACUGUCUGUCCAGGACAUGGUGCUGUAGCAUAUAAGCAUAUAAUACCAACUGAAUUCAUUUAGCAGCUACCCAGUAACUUUGAUAGGCCCUGUGUACAAUACACACAGUGCCAAAUGGAUGAUCCGACUCUGGAGUGUUGUCUUAUUGGUUCUUAUGUUUGAAACACUUUAACUCAUUAAAUCGAUUAAUUUCAUGUUGGACUUUUACUUAUUGUCUAAAUAUUAUGAAAAUAAAAAUUGCAUCAUA